GCGCCCAUGAGCUGCUGCCAGUCUUCGCUUGCUGUCUUUACAGCGUGGAGCUGAGUCCUGCCUACACAUGGACCGGGGAGAUUUCUUGGUUUCCUUGACGGCUGGUGGGCUGGCUGGAGUGUCCGUUGACUUGAUACUGUUCCCUUUGGAUACAGUCAAGACAAGACUUCAGAGCCCUCAAGGGUUUAAGAAGGCUGGUGGUUUCCGUGGCAUCUAUGCUGGUGUUCCCUCUGCUGCUGUAGGGUCUUUCCCAAAUGCUGCUGCCUUUUUUGUCACUUACGAAUAUACGAAAGCCUUGCUCCAUACAGGUGGAUCUCCAUACUUAAGUCCGAUAACACACAUGCUGGCUGCCUCCUUUGGAGAAGUUGUGGCUUGUCUAAUACGGGUUCCCUCCGAAGUUGUGAAACAGAGAGCACAAGUUUCUCCUUCCUCCAGUACCCUUCGGAUCCUUUCCAACACUUUGUAUGAAGAGGGCAUUCUAGGACUCUACCGAGGCUAUAAAAGCACAGUAUUAAGAGAGAUCCCUUUCUCUCUUGUACAGUUUCCUCUGUGGGAGUUCUUAAAGGAUUUCUGGUCGUGGAAGCAAGGACACGUGGUCGAUUCUUGGCAGUCUGCAGUCUGUGGCGCUUUUGCAGGUGGAUUUGCAGCUGCAGUCACCACCCCUCUGGAUGUAGCCAAGACAAGAAUUAUGCUGGCAAAGACUGGCUCCAGAACUGCAAGUGGGGAUGUAUUAUCAGCUUUGCAUGGAGUGUGGAAGGCAGAAGGGAUAUCAGGGUUAUUUGCAGGCAUUGUCCCACGAAUGUCUGCCAUCAGCCUUGGAGGCUUUAUCUUCCUUGGGAUGUAUGACAAGAUCCGCAGAUUGCUUUUGUGAAAUGUUUUAGGGACUUGAAGCAAACAGCUGAGAAACUGCUCUGCUCUCUCUCCCUGUUCCUGAAAGGGGGAAGAAAAGAAAGUUGUUCAUUUGCUUUCCCACAAAUCUCCCCCUCCCUUUCCCACCACUAUCCCACCUCCAUCCUGCCUCCUGUGGCUUCGCAGCUGUUCGACAGCCUGGACUCUAUUCCCGCUCCUUAAACAAGAAAAAGAAACCCCUUAAUUCCGUUUCCCUAAUAUAAAAUUUCCAUGUAUGGAAACCCCUGUUCUAGUGGUGAGCUCAUUGGAAAGAGCCUGCCAAGAAAGGCACAUUUUGGGGGGCAAGUGACUCUUUUUAUGGGCUCCAGCCUUGUGCCUGAAAGGCAUCGUUAUUAGGACUCGUUUAGGGGGAAUGAUGUGCAAAUGAGAAGAACAUGGGCCCCGCAGCAUGGCAGGAGUGAAAGGAGCCUUCCUUCGUUCUGUGGCACCGGAAUCAUGGCCUCGAGGAGGAAGCGGAGAAGAGGAGAUCUGCCCUGUUUGCAUUUCCAAAGGCCGGGCCUGCUAUGCUCCAAGGGACAGGCGGAAGAGGCUCCGGUGUAGGUUUCUUUUUCAAAAAUGUCUACGUAAGGGGAAAAGGCCAUUUGUUUCUUGUCUGAGACCCAUUUGGAAAGUUUAGACCACUGUUCAUACCUGCAGGUGCAUAGCAAGCAUUCUUGCUUGGAUAAGCAAGGCUGCCUUUUUUAAUUAGACUCAGAUUUCCCCAGUAAAAGUACAAUGUUGUAUUGUUUUCCUCUCUGACAAUGUUGCCUAUGAAAAAGAAACAAAACCCYGGUUUUCCUUUUUUUUUCUCCCUUUCCCACCCCUUGCUUCUACAGCAGCCUGGCCUCACACACCAAGGGGGGGGGGGAGGAGAUUUGGGGGGUGGAGGGAAUGAAGAAUGGAUCAGAGAAGGAUGUUUUUCCUCACUUGAAUGGAAAGGCUGUGAAUCACAGUGCCUUGCUUCUGGGAUAGCAACAUUUACCACAAUAGCAUUGCUCCUGAAUGAGUGAGUGAGUGGGCGGGUGCUUGAAGGGUGGUGGUAUGCUUUUUUGUUUCUUGCUGUCAUCUUCAGGGUAAUAGAGUAAGUGGAAGCUCCUUCUUUGGAGGCUUUUAAGCAGAGGAUGGAUGGCCAUCUGUCAGGGGUGCUUUGAAUGCGAAUUUCCUGCUUCUUGGCAGGGGGUUGGACUGGAUGGCCCAUGAGGUCUCUUUCAACUCUAUGAUUUUAAGUUUGUUUGUUUGUUUUUCUGUGUUCUCCUUGGUGAACUGGUGUUGAAGCUUUUGGGAGAGUUUUUAAAAGCAGUGAGUUGCGGAGCUCUCUUAGGAAAAGAGGAAGGGUAUGCUGGCUGCCAGCAUGGUUUGAAUGGUCCCUUCCUCUAAUGAGGUUAGUGAGCUUAUUCCAGGAAAGAGUAGCCUUCAGAGUAUCCUAUAUACUCAUAUAUAAGUCUAGAAAUUUUAGUAAAAGAAAUCAACCCCAAGAACCUAGCUCAAUGUUUCCAUGAGUCACUAUGACUACUGCAUCUUAGCUCAUAUCAGGAAUGGCACCCUUCUCAGAGUAGAGUGGCAAAAGGCAAGAGGUUAGACCAUCCCAGGAGACGUACUGACCACCUCUAUUUUUUCUUGUAUGGUGCCAUUUCUGGCCUUUUUGAAGGUCUAGGUGAGGAAAUGGCAGUGGUGGCCAGGGCCCACUGAUCUCCCCCCAGAUGUCAUUGUUGCUUUCUCCUGUCUGCAGAAUGAUUCUCAUCUUAUCCAUGGAGUCCAUAAUUUUCACCCUAAAACAUGCUCUUGUCUUAUACACAAAGUCGACCUAUACAUGCGUUUAUGCAAUAAGUCAUGACCAUUUCAAGCCACAUCAACAGUGGUGAUAGCAACAGAUUAUGAGCAUGAACAGAAUAAAGAGGAGAAUAAGAAAUUAAAGCCUGGACGGAACAA
Messenger RNA from Anolis sagrei ordinatus, 2817 nucleotides. It is a transcript of the gene SLC25A26, whose product is annotated as solute carrier family 25 member 26. NCBI's taxonomy places the organism in Eukaryota, Metazoa, Chordata, Lepidosauria, Squamata, Anolidae. The record is from RefSeq and is a predicted model, not a curated record. Gene Ontology annotation, molecular function: S-adenosyl-L-methionine transmembrane transporter activity. Gene Ontology annotation, cellular component: mitochondrial inner membrane. Gene Ontology annotation, biological process: transmembrane transport.